UUAAUUGUGUUGACGUCAGCUCAAGUGAAAGAAGGAAGCAAAGCGCUCAGUGUGGAGCCGCCAGUAAAAGUGGUUGUAGCGACAGCUUGGGAAAGCUCAUAGAUAGUACAGUGUGACCGACUCUCCCGCUCAGUGGCAAAAUACAGUGCAUUUGAUUGAAUAGGUAUAUAUACAUUGGAUAGAGAGGAAUAACGUUGCUUUUUUGACUAUGGCUGAUGUCACGCAAUUCAACGAGGGGACCGGGGACUUCGCGAAAGGGUUCGCUCGUAAAGGAGCUUUGAGGCAGAAGAACGUCCAUGAAGUGAAGGACCACAAAUUCACUGCGAGGUUCUUCAAGCAGCCGACUUUUUGUAGCCACUGCACCGACUUUAUCUGGGGAUUUGGAAAGCAAGGAUUCCAGUGUCAAGUUUGCUGUUUCGUGGUCCACAAGAGGUGCCAUGAGUUUGUCACGUUCUGCUGCCCCGGUGCGGAUAAGGGUCCCGACACAGACGACCCCAGAACCAAGCACAAGUUUAAGAUCCACACCUAUGGCAGCCCCACCUUCUGCGACCACUGUGGCUCUCUCCUGUAUGGUCUCAUCCACCAGGGGAUGAAGUGUGACACCUGCGACAUGAACGUGCACAAUCAGUGUGUGAUGAACGUGCCCAGCAUGUGUGGGACGGACCACACCGAGAGGAGGGGACGCCUCUACCUGAAGUGUGAGGUCACAGAGGACAAGCUGCAGGUCACAGUGGGCGAAGGUCGAAAUCUGAUCCCCAUGGACCCCAACGGCUCGUCUGACCCUUACGUCAAGCUCAAGCUCAUCCCAGACCCCAAGAAUGAGACCAAGAAGAAGACCAAGACCAUCCUCGCCAACCUCAACCCCACCUGGAAUGAAUCCUUUACAUUCAAGCUGAAGGCUACAGAUAAGGACCGCAGGCUCUCUGUGGAGGUGUGGGACUGGGACCGGACUACCAGGAACGACUUCAUGGGCUCCCUGUCCUUCGGCGUGUCAGAGCUCAUCAAAUCUCCUGUGUGUGGCUGGUACAAGAUGUUGAACCAAGAGGAGGGCGAGUUCUACAACGUGCCCAUCUCAGAGGAGGAUGACGGGAACGAGGAGCUCAGACAGAAGUUUGAGGAUUGCCAAAUUAACUAUCACUUCCUAAAGAAAGCCAAGCUGGGCCCUGGUACUAAGAAGGUGAUCUCCCCGUCAGAUGACAGCACGUCUAAUCUGCCCUCUAACAACCUGGACUCUGUCAAACUCACCGACUUCAACUUCCUGGCCGUGCUGGGGAAAGGCAGCUUCGGCAAGGUGAUUCUGGCAGAGAUGAAGCCCACAGAUGAUCUGUACGCCAUCAAGAUCCUGAAGAAGGACGUGGUGAUCCAGGAUGAUGAUGUGGAGUGUACCAUGAUAGAGAAGAGAGUCCUGGCCCAGCAGGACAAACCACCCUUCCUCACUUCACUCCACUCCUGCUUCCAGACCGUGGACCGGCUGUACUUUGUCAUGGAGUACGUGACUGGAGGAGACCUCAUGUACCACAUCCAACAAGCGGGCAAGUUCAAAGAGCCACAGGCAGUGUUCUAUGCAGCAGAGAUCUCUGUUGGCCUGUCCUUCCUGCACAAGAAAGGAGUCAUUUACAGGGAUCUGAAGCUGGACAACGUGAUGCUGGACUCGGAGGGACACAUUAAGAUCGCUGACUUUGGCAUGUGUAAAGAGAACAUAUACGAGGGAGUGACCACUCGCACCUUCUGUGGGACGCCCGACUACAUCGCCCCAGAGAUUAUUGCAUAUCAGCCAUAUGGGCUAUCAGUGGAUUGGUGGGCAUACGGAGUGCUGCUCUACGAAAUGUUGGCAGGACAGCCCCCGUUUGAUGGUGAGGACGAGGACGAGCUCUUCCAGUCCAUCAUGGAGCACAACGUGUCGUACCCCAAGCAAAUGUCCAAAGAGGCCGUGUCCAUCUGCAAAGGGCUGAUGACCAAACACCCGUCGAAGCGUCUGGGCUGCGGCCCCGAGGGAGAGAGGGACAUCCAGGAGCACGCCUUCUUCAGACGCAUCGACUGGGAACGCCUCCAGAACCGCGAGAUCCAGCCCCCCUUCAAGCCCAAAGGGUGCGGCAAAGGGGCGGAGAACUUCGACAAGUUCUUCACGCGCACCCAGCCCCAGCUCACGCCUCCCGACCAGCUGGUCAUCGCCAACAUCGACCAAGCCGACUUCUCAGGCUUCUCCUUCAUCAACCCCCAGUUCGUGCACCCCUCCCUGGUCGCCCUGCACACUGUAUGAGGAGGAGGGGGGGGGGGGGGGGGGCACGGGCCCCCUUCCUACCUCUGCUACCUACCUAGCACUAACCCUCCACCAACUGCAGCCUCUUCAAGCCAAACUCCCAAUCACCAAAACUGGUCCAACUCUACAACAACAACACAGACCCUGAUAUCGACCGCCAUUUUGAGUUCCUCUAUCAAUGUAUUAAAGAUGUGUCCUCUAGGAACUGGACUUGGGGCUCUGAGUGAGAGGAGUUGGUGAGUGGAAGUGCUGUGUGUUAAUGGUGAGGGGGAGGGUGAAGGUUUGAGGAAGGAGGUCUAUGUAGGGUUGAUGUACUUUCCCACCCACCCGUUGUGUUUGUAUUCGAAUGGGCAAUUAUUUGAAAUCAACUCCUAUUGAAAUGAAUCAUGAUAGAUAUUGAAAUGAAUCUUGAUAGAUAUUGAAAUGAAUCUUGAUAGAUAUUGAGAUGACUGACCUGUUGUUUUGAAUGUGUGGGACAAAACCCAUGAAACUAUGCCAGUUUUUUUUCUGAUUCUAGAGCGAAGGGUUAACUUCUUGUUAAACCCUGUACUGGCGAUACUAGUCUUCAUUGAAACCCAAGGCAACUACAAACACAAUCUCUUGUUUUGAGCUAUUGGGUCAGAGCCAAAUAUGUGGUCAGUACAGGGAGACUAUGUUUACAGUUUUACCUUGUCUUGGUAAGAUUUUAUUUCAAUAUGCGUCAUUACAGGUGCCCCUAUGUUCCAAUGUAUAUCAAAUAAUACACACCCAGUACGAAUAUCAUGACACACUAACAAUAACACGCACAUACAGAUGUAGGAUCUUAAUUUGAUCACCCUAUUGCAGGAAAACUUUCCUGCAUUGCAAACUAAAAUGUGCAAUGUGUUUGAGAUUUAAAAAGGCUUCUGAAGUUUGUAAUUUUCCCAUACGAAAAAUGUAUCAACCCCUAAAAAGAAAAAAGGCCAAUAAUUAUAAUACGCAUAAUAACUCACAUUUCCUGAAGCCGCAAGGAUUAUUUUCCUGCUGUAGCAAACUGGCUCAAAUUAAGAUCAUACAUCUGUACACACACCAUUACAUUUACAGGUUGUAUGGUUAUCUUGUCAUUAGGUUUACAACUGUGAGUGGACAGUGAGACGGAACGCAGUAGAAGUUGUGGUUAGAUGAAGUAGGCAGUGCAACAGUCCCAUCUUCUUUAAACACCUACACAAGAAUCACAGGGCAACAGAAGUAUAAAGGUGGUCUAUCCAAAACCAAAUCGUGAUACAGUAACACUACUUUGUGACAACCUUCUGCCCACUUAUCAAAAAGGCCCUCGAUGGCUAUGAUUCUCUUUGACCUGAAGAAGUCCUUCAAAGUGAACUUCCUGCGGGAAAUUUCUUGAGGAUUUAGGAAGUAAAUGACCUAAAACUCCGUUUUUUUUGCUUGAGAGGUAGCGACUGAAUUAAAUUGAUGUCGAGUUAUUGUUUGCUUACUCUAUGAACCGUGCAAUAUUAUAUUGCAUGCUUAUACCCUUAUACAUGAAUAUAACACCAUUCUAACACUGACUAGAGUAUCACGUUAUUAAAAUGUUUAGUUCCCUUUUCUGCUUUUAUGUGAUGUCCUGCAUCCCCCCCCAAUUAGUUCUAAUUAAUAUUUUAAUGUAACACAUACCAGUGUAUUAACUCUUUUGUAAAUAUUAAUGAGCUAUUUAAAAAAAAAAAAGUAUAGUAUCCCGCAGAUUUUAUACCAACAACUGAAUGUGAUUUUAUUACGUUAGAUAGGUUAACAUAUGUCUAUGUAAAAAAUAAAGUAUCCCCCGAAAUAUCAACUUUGUAACAAUUAGGUGACAAAGUCUUUAAUAGAGUCGGUCGGGAUCCGCAAACCGAGAGGAACAUCUGGAGGACAUUUGCAGAUAUUAUCAAAGGUUUUCCGAUUGUCUCUCGUCUCCAUCGCACAUAUCCGAUGUCCUUGAAUGCGAUCGCUGAGUGAGUUGACUGAAUGUGUGCCUGGCUCUUGUAUCUGCAUGUUGUUGGUAAGGAUUAAAAAAAUAACAUAUUGAUAUAAAUGCUGCAUGAUAUUCAGUACCAGUAACCAGGCCCCUGGUUGGACAGCAAGGAGUCUCCGCCCAAACACAGAUCCAAGAUCAGCUGAACCUACCCUAAUCCUAGCCAUUCACAAUUAGGAGACUAUGGGCAAAUCUGACUCCAGAUAUGCUGUUAGGGGAACUCCUAAACACGUCUCUGUACUAGACCAGCGGGACAACUUGCUCUCUAGUGUCUCAAUGAAGGGGUUUUGUUUCUUCUUAUCGUUAGUGUUGUUUGUUCGUAUAAAAAGAAAAUACAAUUUACAUUAUUUUUAUUGUCGUCGUCUUUUUGUUUGGUUAUAGAUUCUGCUCAAGUAAUUCAGGAAUGUUUUGCAGAAUAAUCACCAUAGCAAUGAAUAUCUUAACAUCUAACUGUUGCUAGAUUUAUACAAUUCCCUCGACUUUUGCUCCUGUAAACCUUUUCCUAACCUCGUAACUGUGCCAAACCUGAAACAGCCAGAACCCGACAAUAGCAGCGUUGCACUAGCUGUAGUCAUACCAAUGACCCGUCAUUACCGAAGUCUUGUCAAUACCGAAGUCUGGUCAAUACCGAUGUGUUGUCUAUACACACCGUUUUUUCAAUACCGAUGUGUUGUCUAUACAGAUGUCUCUUCCUGGUAGACUCUUAGUGGUUAGUCCAAGAGAGCGUGCCAACGCCACAUUUCACAACGUCUUGCCGACCCAUGUGCUUCUCGCUAAAAAUAUGUAGCUAAGGGAUUGCUAAUUCAAAUAAUGUCGACAUGGUUCUGAUGCCAGUCAAUCCGGCAGUCGUUUCUUGUAGGUUUUUUUUAUGUCACGUUAGUAGCCUACACCUCUGUUGGAGUUUAUCUUUAUACUUUAUAGCCGGACAGCAGUAUGACCCUUCUGCAAUACCAUGCCUGCUUACACCUUACCUUACCUCCCUGUGCCUAUCAGUCAGAGUGUGUGUGUUUACAUGUGUGUGUGAGAGAGAGAGGAGGAAGGAAGGAAACCAUAAAUGAGUGGUUGAUGAGUGAAUAAAUGAGUGAGUGUGUGGAUGAGUGAAUAAUUGAUCAGUGAACAACCCUGUUCCUCAUCCUAUUGGCCUGUUAAACCCCCUGUCUGGGUAGCUCAUCUCCUCUGUCCAUCCUUCCAUGCCUCCCCCCUUUCUCAGUGCCUGGGCAAUCGAUCCAUUCUCUUAUUGACAAAGCCCUCAUCCCUUCUCCUUCAAGAUCCAAUCAGUUCAUGAAUGCAGUUUUGUCCGAGAAACUCACCUCUACAGGCUGACACCAACCUGCCCUCUUUGCCCCUUCCCAUCCUCCUAAAACUCACUGGGGAAAGAAUUGGCCAAAUGUGUUCUUUUUCACCUUCGUUUACAUCCUGCUUUAUAUUUUCCUUUGCCUUAGCUCCUACGUUGUGCAUCCCAAAUGGCACCCUACUCCCUAUAUAUUGCACUACUUUUGACCAUAGGCCCUGGUCAAAAGUAGUGCGCUAUAUAGGGAAUAGGGUGCCAUUUGAGAAACAGACAGACUCUAACCUCUCCCCCAUUUUCUGUUGAUUCAUGUCCAAACCAAGCGCUUCUUCUGUCCAUGUACAUAAUGAUUUAGAUAUCUACAUAGACUUGUAAAAGAAAGAAUAUAUUGUAUUUUGCAAAUGGCUUAUGUCUGUUCUCCCCAAAACCCUUUGAAAGCGAGUCUGAGCUACUUACCUUGUAAUCAACAGUGUCAUUUGUACCUACUGUAUGAUAAUGCAAAUAAAAAAUCUAAAUAAUG
Messenger RNA from Salvelinus fontinalis (brook trout), 6031 nucleotides. RefSeq names its product protein kinase C alpha type. Gene Ontology annotation, biological process: protein phosphorylation. The transcript is spliced from 18 exons. Gene Ontology annotation, molecular function: diacylglycerol-dependent serine/threonine kinase activity; zinc ion binding; ATP binding. Lineage: Eukaryota; Metazoa; Chordata; Actinopteri; Salmoniformes; Salmonidae. The record is from RefSeq and is a predicted model, not a curated record. Bases 209 to 2260 code for a protein of 683 amino acids.